AGUCAAGAAUCUGCAUUGGACAAGGUGAUGAUGCUGGAACUUUUACAAGGUCAUGAUGCUGGAACUUUUGUUUGGCGCUGUUCCAGUGAGACCUUAAAUGUCCCAAAAUUACCUAAUUGCCUGCCAUUGACUGCCACUGACGGCCAUAGACGUUCGAUCUGUUUGAAGUGGGAGGGAGGGAAUGAUGUUCAUUCGCUGCCACACUCCCAGUUCAAAUGGAUUGGACGUCUACUAGUGAUAAACUCAUUCCAAUUCACACUAGAAGCUUAUUUUUCUGUUAAUUAGCUGUUUUUAGUAUAUCCUAGAAUGAUUUCCUGACCAAUGUAUCGAUAAUCGUUCUAUCGCUAUAUCGUCAGAUCAUCGUUAUCGUGAACUUUGUAUCGCAAAUCGUAUCGCGAGGUAUCAAGAGGUUCCCACUCCUAGUCCAUAUACUACAUCGAUGAAUUAAAAACCGCCAUGACUGAAUGGAAGUUAAGCAGGCCAAAUCAAUCCAUACCAGUGAAUACAGAUAAUGCUGCCAAUAUAGUUAAUUCAGUAUGUAACACAGAUGGACUCGGACCACAAAUAGGAUGUUUUGCUCAUGUGGUAAACAUACCUGCUAAGAGAGCAGAAGCAAUCAAAACUGUGCCCAGCCUCACUUUACAAACAGUAAAGAUUGUUCUCAGCACUUUUAUAUAAAAUUUCUUCAGAUCAGUAAUAAGUCAGCACAUAAAUAUAAUGCAUGUUUAUAUGAUGGCAUUGUUAUUUUUGCUUGUUAGCAAAAUUAAAAAAACAAUAAACACUUGUAUUUUUUUGUUUCAGAGCAUUAAAUGUAUGGACUCGAAUCAAAAAUCGUGUCCCUCAUAUCGAAAAUCGUACCAAACUGUGACUUAACUGUAUCGUUGCAUCACUACAAACUUCAACUUCAGUUAACUCACCACGGCAAAAGUAUUGUGCCUCCACAACACCACAAUUUUACCACAUUGUUAUCACGUCAUUACCUAAGAGAGGUGCUGGUCUGAAUAAGAUUCAAUAUGUACCAGAUUGUUCCGGUGGUCCCCGGGGAGCAGCACAUGUCCGAGGGUCCCGGGAACUCCCCACUUAAAAAGCGAGGAACUCAGGAAGCCCGACCUCUGGUAAUUACAAGCGUCCUGGGAUGUCUUUUGGUGCUGGCCGCCGUCGUGGCUUGGUGCUACUAUUCGGCUUCUCUUCGCAAAGCCCAGCUCGUGAAGACAGAGCUGCUGGACCUCAACAAGGAUGGUUUUGUAAUCCGGAACCAGACGGGCGCUGUUAUAUUCACCAUGAUUUUCAGGUCCGCCCACCUGGAUUUAGACUCUUGCUCCCAUGAGGAAAAUAUUCUAAGAUGCACUCGUUCAGAUGCUGGCAAGAUCAACUUUUUUAUCCACACAGUUCGACUGAAGGACACGGUGAUGUGUUACCGUGUGCGCUGGGAGCCUCUAGAAGAUAAGCGCACUGUGGAGCACACCAUGGCUUGUAAUGGCUCUCAUUGGUACGGAGGGGCAGAGUCUGCCACUCAGCACUGGCCAAUCAGAAUUGAGGGCGAGCGGGAACCGCAGCCUUUCGUCACCAGUGACGUCUACUCAAAUCGGAACGCUUUUGGGGGGAUUCUAGAACGCUACUGGCUAUCCUCCAAUGCGGUUGCCAUCAAAAUUAACGAUUCUGUGCCGUUUCAUUUGGGCUGGUCUGAGAAGGACAUGACACUUUACUUCCAGGCCCGAUACCAGGAUUCUCCAUUCAGACCACCGGAAGGACGACAAGCCUCGCCAGAACUCAGCUACAGAGUUUGUGUUGGCUCAGACGUCACCUCAAUUCAUAAGUACAUGGUGCGUCGCUAUUUCCCAAAGCCUAUCAAGGUUCCUUCCGUUGAAGUCUUCAAACAUCCACUGUGGUCCACUUGGGCUCUUUACAAGACAUCCAUCACCCAAGAGAAGUUCCUGCAGUACGCCUCGGACAUUAUCAAAUAUGGCUUCACCUGUUCUCACCUAGAGCUAGACGACCGCUACACCGCCGACUAUGGCGAGUUUGACUUCGAUCCCCAAAAAUUCCCUAACGCCAGCGGUAUGUUUGACAAGCUCCGAAAAGAUGGUUUUCAAGUGACGCUCUGGACUCACCCGUUCAUCAACUACGACUCCAUCAACUUUGGUGUUGCCGUUCAGGAUGGUCUGUUUGUGCGUGACCCCAGCGGUGAGCUGCCAGCUCUUGUCCGCUGGUGGAAUGGCAUCGGCGGAAUCUUGGACUUUACCAAUCCAAAUGCUCGCAACUGGUAUGCGGUCCAACUAACCAAGCUCAAAGAACGCUACGGUGUAACAUCCUUUAAGUUUGACGCAGGGGAGACAAGCUAUCUGCCGCAACAGUUUAGCACCGUAAUCCCACUGACGGACCCCUCCACCUUCACUCGCCUCUACACAGAGAUGGCCAUUCCGUUUAGUGAGCGGGCUGAGCUGCGGGUGGGAUACCAGAGUCAGAACAUCUCCUGUUUCUACAGGAUCAUUGACAGAGACUCUGUUUGGGGUUAUGAGCUUGGCCUCAAGUCUAUCAUCCCAACAGUUUUAACCAUCAGUAUUCUGGGGUACCAGUUUGUCCUGCCUGAUAUGAUCGGUGGGAAUGCAUACGCUGACCAUAUGACAGACAAUGGGAUUGACCUGCCCGACAGAGAACUUUACAUCAGAUGGUUGGAACUGUCUGCAUUCAUGCCUGCUAUGCAGUUUUCUAUACCACCAUGGCACUAUGAUGAUGAAGUGGUGGAGAUAGCGCAAAAAUUUACAAAACUCCACAAGACCCUAGUAGCCCCUAGGGUUCUCAAGUUGGCCAACGAAGUGCUUAACACAGGAGAUCCCAUCAUAAGACCCCUCUGGUGGAUCGCCAACAACGAUGCAGCAGCUUACAAGGUGGACUCCCAGUUCCUGAUUGGGGAUGAGCUGAUGGUGGCUCCUGUCCUGGAAGCGGGCAAGCAGGAAAGGGAUAUCUACUUGCCGGCGGGGAGGUGGAGAAGCUACAAGGGGGAACAUUUCGUUCAGGGCCCCAAGUACCUUACUGACUAUCCUGUCGACCUGGAUGAGAUUGCCUACUUUACAUGGGUUCACUGAACUGAACUGAAGCCUUAAGACCCUUCCGUUCUCUUUGCAUUUAUAUACAGCAUUGUCUUGAACACAUGUGCCAAAUCAGCCAAGCAGCAAUUUUCCGGUAAUUGAAAAGGAAUAUAACUGUGCGACCAGUAGCACGGAUUGGGAAAAUAAUAGUUUGACUAUUUAUUGGUAUGUGUUAACAGGGGCGUGUCGCAUAUUUUCAGUAUCGUUCUAAAGCACAUUCAAGAAACAAUUUUACUUUUAAUUUAUUUGUGAAAGCAAUGUAUUUCAUACAGGGGUGGACUGGUGGAACAGAGUGGCCUGAGAGUCAGUGAAAGACUGGCACACUUCAUUGACGAUGUUGGAAGCCAUCCAGCCAGCAAAAUAGAGAGGUCCACCACUAACAUUCACUAACCUUGUCCAGAAUGUCUUCAGAACUGGAUUUACAGUUCCACAAAAAUGAGACUUGUAACCUGAUCAAAGUAUGCAUGUAGGAGUUUUAAUUCAAAAUUUCUAAAUUUUCGUAUUGUAAUUUCUAAAUAUGCAUAGUUUUGAGUAUGUGAAUAGUCAGAGAGGUCCAUUACUAAUAAUCAUCAACAUUGGCCAGAACGUAUUCAAAAUUGUGAAUUUACAGUACCACAAAAAUGACAACUGUAACCUGUAACCAGAUCAAAGUCCACAUUUAGGAUAUUUAUUCACAUUCUCUCAGCAUUAGUACAGUAAAAAUCUGUAGUUUUGAGUCUGGGAGUAGUCAGAAAGGUCCACUUCUAAUAUUCACCAUCCUUGUCCAGAACUUCUUCAGAAUUGUGGAUUUACAGUUACACAAAACUGAGAACUGUAACCUGAUUAAAGUUUACAUGCAGGACUUUUACUUGUUUUUCCUGGUACGUUGGUACAGUAAGAAUGCAUAGUUUUGAGUAUGGGAGUAGUCAGAGAGGUCCACUACUAAUAUUAAUCAACCUUAGCCAGUACCAAAAGUAGAUUUGUGGAUUUACUGUGCCACAAAAAUGAGUACUAUAAACUACCAUCUACUAAAACAACCGGUUGCUCAGGGGAAUCGCAUCAUAUUGUAUUGACGUGACAGCGCACAUAACGCACAUGUACAACCCCUAGCAUAAAGUACUGGAAUCACAGUCUCGGACGAGCACACUAACAUUUUAUCAUGUAGAACAAACC
Messenger RNA from Corythoichthys intestinalis (scribbled pipefish), 4241 nucleotides. RefSeq names its product myogenesis-regulating glycosidase-like. Gene Ontology annotation, biological process: skeletal muscle fiber development; carbohydrate metabolic process. Gene Ontology annotation, molecular function: hydrolase activity, hydrolyzing O-glycosyl compounds. The coding region runs from base 1014 to 3086 and encodes 690 amino acids. The record is from RefSeq and is a predicted model, not a curated record. NCBI's taxonomy places the organism in Eukaryota, Metazoa, Chordata, Actinopteri, Syngnathiformes, Syngnathidae. The transcript has 6 exons.